AUGCAGGCAGAGGAAUACAAUCGUAGAGGUAAGGAGAUGGUGGAUUACAUCACUAGGUACCUGACGACCAUCAGAGAGAGGAAGGUGACCCCAGGCCCAGAGGUGAAGCCUGGCUAUAUGAGAGAGCUGCUGCCAGACAGCGCCCCCACUGACCCGGAGGACUGGGACUGUAUCUUCAGGGACAUAGAGAAGGUCAUCAUGCCUGGGGUGGUCCACUGGCAGAGCCCCUACAUGCAUGCGUACUACCCAGCCCUGACCUCCUGGCCCUCUAUGUUAGGAGACAUGUUGGCUGAUGCCAUCAACAACAUCGGAUUCACCUGGGCCUCCAGCCCGGCGUGUACAGAGCUGGAGAUGAACGUGAUGGACUGGUUGUGUAAAGCCCUUGGUCUCCCCACCUUCUUCCUCCAUCACCACCCAGACAGCACCGGGGGAGGAAUACUGCAGAGCACAGUGAGUGAGAGUAGUCUGGUAGCUCUGCUGGCUGCCAGGAAGGCCAGGAUACAGCAGCUGAAGAGGACAGAUCCAGCAGACAGAGACCUGGAUGACUCAGUGGUCAACUCCAGACUGGUGGCCUACGCAUCAGACCAGGCUCACUCCUCAGUGGAGAAGGCAGGUCUGAUCUCCCUGGUGAAGAUCAGGUUCCUCCCUCCAGACGACCACUUCUCCCUGAGAGGAGACACUCUGAAACAGGCCAUCCAGGAGGACAGGAGGAGAGGACUGGUACCUGUCAUGCUGUGUGCCACUCUGGGGACCACGGGGGUGUGCGCCUUCGACGACCUGUCAGAGCUGGGACCAGUGUGUGCAGAGGAAGGUCUGUGGCUGCAUGUGGAUGCAGCGUACGCCGGCUCAGCGUUCCUCUGCCCUGAGCUGAGAGGACCUCUGGGGGGUAUAGAGUACGCUGACUCCUUCGCGUUCAACCCCUCCAAAUGGAUGAUGGUCCACUUCGACUGCACUGCCUUCUGGGUGAAGGACAAGUGCAAGCUCCAACAAACCUUCAGUGUCGACCCGGUCUACCUCAGACACGAAAACUCAGACCAAGCCACCGACUUCAUGCAUUGGCAGAUCCCCCUGAGUCGACGGUUCCGCUCUCUGAAGCUGUGGUUCGUGAUGCGCUCCUUCGGUCUGAAGAACCUUCAGGGACACAUCAGACACGGUGUAGAGAUGGCUAAGCUACUGGAGUCCCUGGUUAGAUGUGACCCUAACUUUGACAUGCCUGCUGAGAGACACCUUGGCUUGGUGGUCUUCUGUCUCAAGGAAGGGAAUGCCCUGACUCAGGAGUUGCUACGGCGACUGACGCGGUCCGGCACCAUGUACCUUGUCCCCGCCGACAUCGAUAAGAAACGCAUCAUCCGCUUCACCGUGACGUCACAGCUGACCACCUCAGAGGACAUCAUCAGGGACUGGAAUAUCAUUCGCAAAAUGGCCGCCGACCUUCUGUCCGAGGAGGCCGAAAAACAGGCGGUCAGUAAAAUGGAGGAGCAGCAGUCUCCAGUCAGAAAAACUGUUGAGAAGCUGUCAGAGACAAACAGUGAUUCGGAGAGUCACACAACAGCAGCAGCAGAGGGAAUGGCUGCCACUCUCAUGACUAGGAAACCAAAGGAGAUUGAAAAGGCCAUCAGUGACACAGAGGAUGAACCACUGAAAACACCCAAAAUGCAAGAGACCGGCCCGACACAGACCAGCCCCAAGACAGGAUCCAAAGCGCUAGAGGCCGGCCCGACACAGACCAGCCCCAAGACAGGACCCAGAGAGCUAGGGACCAGCCAGGCACAGACCAGCCAGGACCCAGAGACAGGAGCCAGAGACGGCCCUGAGGAGAUCCCCUGUCCUACUGCCUUCAGAGUUCAGAGGGUCCAACCACAGCUCCGCUUGGACAGUGAUAAGACUGGAUUUAGACCGCAACCACCAUUCUGGAUGGAUAAAGAAAAGUCUGGGUCUGAGAACAGGCCAAGGAGGACAGUACGCUCUCUGAGCUGCAGCAGUGAGCCCUUACCUGGUUCCAUUGGGCCCCUGUUUGGCCAUAACACUGACCCCCUUUCUAAGCCUCUCUCUAGCUCUAUCACGGACUCCCAGCAUGGACAUAAAGACCCAGACCUCAUCCACCCCCUAAAUGACACCCAGCUCAGGCGUCUCUCCUCCAGCCCAAGCCCCUCAGGCCUCUUUCAGAUCCCAGAGUGGCCUUCUCCAACCAAUUCCAACCAGCUGGGAAAACGGGUCCUGAGGAAGCUCACCAAGUUCUACAGCUUGCCCAGUUUCUGCCACCUGUGGGUGCAGUGUGGGCGCUACCAGGUGUGCUGCCCUGUCAGGGGACUUCAGAUCGCCCCAAAGCUCAGAUCUCCCCAAAUCCCUGGUCCUCCUCUGGGUGUAGGAGACUCAGCUGUUGGUCUUGUUCCUCUGUGA
Salvelinus namaycush (lake trout) is the source of this 2400-nucleotide messenger RNA. RefSeq names its product histidine decarboxylase-like. The record is from RefSeq and is a predicted model, not a curated record. Gene Ontology annotation, molecular function: pyridoxal phosphate binding; histidine decarboxylase activity. Bases 1 to 2400 code for a protein of 799 amino acids. The transcript has 12 exons. Gene Ontology annotation, biological process: L-histidine catabolic process; histamine biosynthetic process. NCBI's taxonomy places the organism in Eukaryota, Metazoa, Chordata, Actinopteri, Salmoniformes, Salmonidae.